AUGGUCAUAGGCCUACUCGCCAUAACGGCCAUCCCCACCGUCACGGGCGUCGCAUUUGGCGUCAGCGAACAACGCAAAGCAAACAGUCGAAUGCAAGACGAGAAAAGAAUGGCCAAGUUUUACAUGAAAGUUUACUGUGAAGGAGAUUCAGAGAAAUCGCGCAGUUUGAAUGGACGGAGAGCGGUGUUGCGGGAUACUAAGGUAUAUCUUGACCAUGCAGAUCCCAAUAUUCGGAAAAUACCAUCACAUACAGUCGCCGCAUUCUUUAUCGCAUACCCCGAUGAUGAUAAUAAGCGCGGAGACGGUCUCGUCAGUACGAUAUCUGAUAAUCCGCCCAUGCUGAAUUGGAUAUAUGUGGAUAAGGAUACAUUAGAACUGAAAUAUGGGAAUCGGACGCAGAGUAUAAAACACAUCGUCGGUCAUUGGGGUUGGACGGAGGAUGAGUCGGGUGUUCUAUUGAACAAUAAAGAGUUGUGGGCUGCUGUUGAAGAAGAGGAGGAUGUCUGGGCGUUAUAUUAUGACAAAAAUGAGGAUGGAUUAGAAGGUGUCGUCGAUCCCAGUAAGACAGUGGUUGAGAUUAGUAUAGAUAGAGAUCUGGUCGUCAAACCGGGUGAGAAUGCAGAUGCUAGUAAAACUUGA
This is a messenger RNA of Talaromyces stipitatus ATCC 10500, 639 nucleotides long. RefSeq lists its product as uncharacterized. The record is from RefSeq and is a predicted model, not a curated record. The transcript is spliced from 2 exons. Bases 1 to 639 code for a protein of 212 amino acids. Lineage: Eukaryota; Fungi; Ascomycota; Eurotiomycetes; Eurotiales; Trichocomaceae.